AUGGAUAGAUCAAUGAAAAUUAUACUGCGAAUGAUUGGCAUUGAUCUUUUUUUAUUAACCAUUGUUGCUUAUCUAGCAUUUUUUUAUAAGACAUUAACGACAACUUACAAACGUGGAUUUUUCUGUAACGAUGAGUCAAUUAGUUAUCCAUACAAAGAAUCAUUUAUAGGUUUUUGGAGGCUUAUGAUUAUUUCAUUAGGUAUCCCAAUGCUUGGGAUGCUUUUUGGAGAAUUUUUAUAUGCAAAAAUCAUGAAAAAACAAUCAGUAUUUGUAAUAUGUGGAAUUAAUAUUCCAAUUUGGAUUUCAAUGGCUUACAACAAGAUUGGAGUAUUUGCAUUUGGAGCUGCUGUGAAUGUAUUAAUAACUGAAUCUGGAAAAUUGACUAUCGGAAGAUUACGUCCACAUUUUCUUGAAAUUUGUAAACCAAAUAUAAGCUGCAGUGAUGUUAGUAACUUUGAAAUUCAAUACAAAUAUCAUAUUGACUAUGAGUGUACCAAUAAUAAUACCAUAGAUUAUUGGGAUGCAGCAAGAAAGUCAUUUCCAUCAGGACACGCAUCAUGCAUGAUCUAUGGAAUGCUUUAUUUUGCUUUGUACUUGCAGUUGAGAGUUACAUGGAAAGGUAGCAAAUUAUUGAGACAUUCUCUGCAGAUUAUUUGUUUGUGGUUUUCAUGGUAUGUAGCAAUGUCUCGGAUCUCUGAUUACAUGCAUCAUUGGAGUGAUGUCUGCGCUGGAAUGCUACUUGGAGCAAUUGUUGCACUUAUUCAUGUUUUUUGCAUUAGUGAUUUAUUUGAGGAAAGACAACGUGUUGUCAAUGACAAUAGUCAAAACACAAUGAUUGCAGAAAAUAUAAAAACAAUUGAAAGUGAAAAUCGAUCAAAUGGACUAUUUAAUAAUGAAACAAAUAAUGAUUAUGUUUAUCGAUGUUAG
Messenger RNA from Aphidius gifuensis, 927 nucleotides. RefSeq names its product putative phosphatidate phosphatase. The record is from RefSeq and is a predicted model, not a curated record. NCBI's taxonomy places the organism in Eukaryota, Metazoa, Arthropoda, Insecta, Hymenoptera, Braconidae. The coding region runs from base 1 to 927 and encodes 308 amino acids. Gene Ontology annotation, biological process: phospholipid dephosphorylation; phospholipid metabolic process; signal transduction. The transcript has 7 exons. Gene Ontology annotation, molecular function: phosphatidate phosphatase activity.